Coffea arabica (coffee) is the source of this 1341-nucleotide messenger RNA. Its product is annotated as putative disease resistance protein RGA3. Gene Ontology annotation, molecular function: ADP binding. Gene Ontology annotation, biological process: defense response to other organism. The record is from RefSeq and is a predicted model, not a curated record. NCBI's taxonomy places the organism in Eukaryota, Viridiplantae, Streptophyta, Magnoliopsida, Gentianales, Rubiaceae.
AUGUCAUCGUCCGGAAAAUUCGGGAACAACUUGUGGGAAAAAAAAUAUCUUCUUGUUCUUGAUGAUGUCUGGACCGAAAGCCAUAUCUAUUGGGAUGACUUUUUACAUUCGUUACGGGGGCUGAAUGCAACUAAUGGAAAUUGGUGUGUUGUGACUACUCGUAAACAACAAACUGCAUCCAUUUUGGCUACACAUGAUCCUUAUGUGUUAGGAAAGCUAUCUGAUGAUGAUUGUUGGUCUAUUCUAACAGAGAAAGCCAAUGCAGGUGGAGAAAUUCCCGAAAAAUUGCAAGUCAUGAAAAAGGAAAUUAUAAAAAAAUGUGGUGGCCUACCGCUAGCUGCAAGUGCAAUGGGAGGUUUAUUGCGCAUGAAGAGAAAAGAGGGGUGGAAAUUGAUUUUGAUGAAUAAGCUUUCAAAUUUGAGCGGAGAUGAAGACAGAGUCAUGGAAAUACUUAAAUUGAGUUUUGAUUGUUUACCAUCACCGGCCAUUAAGAAAUGUUUAGCAUAUUGUUCUAUGUUUCCUAAGGAUACUGAGAUGAAAAGAGAUAUGCUAAUCGAACUUUGGAUGGCAGAAGGCUUCCUUCAAGUAGAUCUCAAGAACAAAACAAUGGUAAACAAAACAAUGGAAGAAAUUGGAGAAUAUUAUUUGGAAAUUUUAUUACAGAGUUCUUUGCUGGAAGAAAUAAGAAAAUAUCGGAGAAGGUAUUAUAAAAUGCAUGAUAUGGUGCACGACGUCUCAAAAUCAAUAAUGUCAAAGUCUACUAAAGUCAUUAAUUCGGAGACUGGUUCAGAAGACAAUAGUAAUCAGGUUCAUUGUCUUGUAAUAGACUCAUUUGGAGAAGGCACAAUAAAUCUUUUUGAGUGUCGGUCAAAUUUGCUUCAUACAUUGUUUCUAAGUGAGGGUAGCUUAUUUGAUGAUAUGCUAAUGAAGUUGAAGACUUUGCAUGUUCUGAAUUUGUCCGGUGAAGAAAAUCAGAAUCUGCCAAUUUCAGUUGGCAAACUGAUACAUUUGAGGUACAUUAACUUUGAGGAUUCCACAAAUGAAAAUUUGCCGGAAUCCGUUUGCAAACUUUAUAAUUUGCAGACACUGAGGCUAAAUAGUUUCGCUCUUAAGACACUAGAGUUCUUUAAAGUGAGUCGAGAGAAGGGUCGACGAAUUGGAGAGUUUGGAAGCUUGAAGAACCUCAAAGGCAAAUUGGAGAUACGCAAUCUGGAACUAGUAAAGGGUAAAGAAGGAGCUGAGGAAGCAAAACUAUCUGAAAAGGCAAAUCUAUUUAGGCUGGAACUUAAGUGGGCCUACAAUCGAGAAGGCGACAACUACAAUGACGAAUUUGCCAGGUGA